Messenger RNA from Paralichthys olivaceus (Japanese flounder), 2295 nucleotides. It is a transcript of the gene dnajc30b, whose product is annotated as DnaJ (Hsp40) homolog, subfamily C, member 30b. The record is from RefSeq and is a predicted model, not a curated record. NCBI's taxonomy places the organism in Eukaryota, Metazoa, Chordata, Actinopteri, Pleuronectiformes, Paralichthyidae.
UGCUGCAGCUGAUUUUCCGGUCUGUUCCCCGAUGGUCCGUUCUCUGGUAAAAUGGCAGAGGUCGGACCGAGGCUGGGCGGCGGAGUUUACCGACUGUCCGCCCUGAGGAACAGCCACAGUCGACCCGUGAUCACCGGCGACAGCCCCGGGUCUCUGCUGGUGAACUGCACCGUCAGUGAGAGCCGGGUUAAGGAGGAGUCAGACCGGGAUCAACGUGAGGAUCAGCCGGUGUCAGAGAGUAGAGCUGCACAACACCGAUCAGAGAGAGUUCACAGAGGGAGAAGAAGUCAACAGCAGCAGGAUGACAGACGUUUGCUUUGUCCGAUGUCUUUGCAGCUGGAUUCAUCACGUUUUUUUGGGUUUGUUCAUACAAGAGUGAGGCUGCAGGCUCAGAACUCAACCCUGCACCACCUUGCAGGACCACAUCCUCUCCUGCGGGAGAAGCUGCUGCCCUGUAGGAUGACCCCCUGGACUAGAGGAGCUGUCUCCACCCUUCCUGACACCUUCAGGUCUCAUCAGCAGCUCCGAGCUCUCUGCACUGUCAUCUUCAUCCUGGCGGAGCAGGAAUCAGAGAGGCCGGGCUGUGCACAGAGACUGAGACGACUGAAACCACAACCUGAUCCGUGCACAGCAACUAGGAACUACAGCUGGAGGAGUGACAGGAGCUCCAAGGAUGCUCCUCUGCACAGAAGCAGGACGGCCUAUUACGAUAUCCUCAGAGUGACCCCUGGUGCCACGCAGUCCCAGAUCAAGACGGCCUACUACAAGCAGUCCUUCGUUUACCAUCCCGACAGGAACCAGGGGAACAAGGAGGCCACCCAGCGCUUCUCUGAGAUCAGCGAGGCUUACACCGUGCUGGGCAACAUCACCCUGAGGAGGAAGUACGACCAGGGCCUACUGAACCAGGCAGACGUCCAAAGCGCAGGGAGACCAUCCUCCAAAGAGGCCACAGGCAGAUCCACAGCCCCCCCACAGCAGAGGAACUCAGACAGAGCCAGAAGGUUCUCCCAGGCCACAGGGAAGACCAUGUUUGAUUUUGACGCCUUUUAUCAGGCUCACUACGGGGAGCAGCUGCAGAGAGAGAAGGACAUGAGAGCCAGGAAGGAGCGCAUGAAGGAGAAGCAGAGGCAGAAUCUGGGCAGGUGGAGGCAGGGGAAGAUUAUGGAGAUGACUGUAGUGAUGCUGCUGGCACUGGCAGGGGUGUUAUUUGUGAAUGUCAGCAGGCCCUGAAAUACAAGCAGCGAGCGGACGUUGCCCUCUGGGGUUACAUGUUAUGACUCAGGGGGGAAGAGCUGGAGGGGGCUACCGCUGACUUUUUGCUUGUGUUGCACAGUUUCUGAUGCUGGAUGAGGAUUAUGUUGCAGGAGGAAAUGGAGGCUGGCUCUCUGAAGCUACUCGCUCACAAAAUGUAUCGCAACAAGCUCAAUGUAUUAAAGUUCACAACUUGUCAAGUGUGUCUAAAAAAAAUAGUCAGGUGCUGACAUGAACACAAAUAGGUUUUCAAACUGUCAUCAUUCCUCCUGUUCACUCCGGCCAUUUAGAGGUCCCCUCCUGAUGUGCUUUUAUUUGAAGUUUUUGCAACAAAUAUGAGGCUGCAGCAGUUUGUGUUGGACAAAUCAACUGGUUACAGGUCUUUUUGUUGAAUACAGAAUUCACUCUUUGUUUUUAUAUGUUCACUGAAGCUCAGUAUGUAAACAACCCAGAGAAACAAAAGUAUGACUGUCAAAGUUAUAAUUUGAUGUGUAACACAACCUGCCAGAGCCCCAUACAGUUGUCAGAUAAACACAGAAUAAGAACUGUGGGUUGUAUCUUCCAUCACUUACAUGCAAAAGGAUAGGAUACAAAAAGUGUAAACACAUUUUACAAACACAAACACUUACCUAGAAAUGUAUGAUUAAUAAAAACAAAAUAACAAAAACAAGUGGAAAUUGGAAAUCUGCAGAUCACAUAGCAAGAUGUGAAAUUAUUUAUUCCUGCGUUGAUUUAAGCAUGUAGCUUUUUCAAAUGCACCCUCUGAAAGGUUGAUAAGAGAUUAUAUUGAAUACAUCUUUUAAACAUUUUAUUAUAAAACUGGUAAACACUGCUGCAACCUCUGCUGGAAAAAGUUGCAUAUUUAGAGAGUUGUGUCAUCAACUACUGUUCUAAAAGUUACAAUGUAAACCCUUUUUGUUUUUGGACAGCUUAAAUAGAUGUGGUGAUACUGAUGCAAGUUCAGGGCGUCUCAUUCGGCUGCUAAUAGAUUAACGCAGGUUAUUUKUGUCCAGCUUCUCUGAAAACCUGACAGUUUUGAGACCA